CCAUUCGAUCCCGGUGGCGGAAUUGGAGGCCAGAAUUAGAGACAGCAUCCAUCACGUUAGAUGUUUUAGAACUGUGCCUUGGGUGAGCAAUUGCAGGGUGGUUGUCCCUUGUAUAAGAGAAGCUCCCCGCACCUGGUCACACCCCACUUUCUUAUCACCACAAUUUUCUCCCGCCAUUCCGUCAUUCAUUUUUUUGCGACUUCCAACUCAAUUCUGCAAACAUGCCUCACGCGGAUUCUUCCUAUUUCGGGUCAACCAACGGCACUAAAGCCGAGAUCUACACCCAGGUCAUUCAGCAAGCUCAGGGCCUUGUCACAGGCCAGCGCAACUGGGUCAGCAAUCUAUCCAACGUCGCCUCUCUACUCUGGCACGCCUACGCCGCUCUCCCCGCCCCUUCAUCGUCCGUUAACUGGGCUGGCUUCUACAUCCGUCGCGAUAAGUUCCCGUCCUCCAAUGCGUCUUCUACAGAGGCCGGUGCCACACCGGUAACAAACACCCUCUGGCUCGGUCCCUUCCAGGGUCGGCCGGCGUGCCAGGAGAUCCGGUUUGGGCGCGGUGUAUGCGGCGCUGCGGCGGAGAAGCGCGAGACGGUUGUUGUUCCGGACGUGCUGGAGUUUCCCGGGCACAUUGCCUGCGAUGCGAGCAGUCGGAGUGAGAUUGUGGUGCCAAUCUUGGCGGGCGGAGAGACUGUCGCAAUUAUUGAUAUAGAUUGUACGGAGCCGUCGGGCUUUGACGAUGAGGAUAAGAAGUACCUCGAGGAACUGGCUUCACUCCUUUCGGAGAGUUGCGAUUGGUAGACUGGGUAUAUAGAAAUGGAAACUACCUACCAGGCAUACUGCUCUUCGCAUUGCGCACUCCUAGCGAGCUCAGGUACUGCGGCGCUCCUUCCCAGAUAAUUAUUUCUAAGAAUAAAAAGUCCCGUCAGAGUGUCAGCGGCACAUUUGAAUGUUAUUUCUCCCAUCAUUCUAGCAAUUCGCAUAUUAGCAAUAUAUUAUUAUCGUUUCCAGUCG
Molecule: messenger RNA, 1010 nt
Organism: Aspergillus versicolor CBS 583.65
Lineage: Eukaryota; Fungi; Ascomycota; Eurotiomycetes; Eurotiales; Aspergillaceae
Product: GAF domain-containing protein
Exons: 4
Coding region: 222-797 (191 amino acids)
Cellular component (GO): cytosol
Molecular function (GO): protein binding; L-methionine (R)-S-oxide reductase activity
Source: RefSeq, a predicted model, not a curated record